Messenger RNA from Tympanuchus pallidicinctus (lesser prairie-chicken), 11384 nucleotides. Its product is annotated as macrophage mannose receptor 1-like. NCBI's taxonomy places the organism in Eukaryota, Metazoa, Chordata, Aves, Galliformes, Phasianidae. Gene Ontology annotation, molecular function: signaling receptor activity. The transcript has 31 exons. Bases 4867 to 9198 code for a protein of 1443 amino acids. The record is from RefSeq and is a predicted model, not a curated record.
AAAAGAUAGUGCUAAUUAUUAAAUGGAACAAUAGAAAUGGAUGCAGUAAAGAAAGUGGAAUUUAGGUAGAUUCUCUUAAGAAAGCUGUUAACAUUUGAAAUUUCUGCACCAAAAUCAGUUAAGACCAUGUAGUGAUACACAGAUUCUUCAAGCUAUUCAACAAACAUCUCUAAUUCUGCCAGGACUCAAGUAUUCCCAGUGGCAUAACUACAGUGAUAGUUGCUAAGUAACAAACCUGUGUUUAGACAUCCUCUUUGAAACCAAGAGUCUGAAAAAAUCCUUUCAUAGCGAAAUUCCAAUUCCUGUGAUUUCAUGCAGUGUGGAGAACAAGUGUUUAGUUCUCGUUGCUUAUCUCUUCUGUGAUUUGAUCAGGUAAAAAUGGGAGGCAGGCCUUUGAAAUGGAAAAAGCUUGGUUGGCUGGAGUUCUUGCUGGCUACAAGUGGACUUUUCUGGGAGAGGCAAUAAAGUUAACAGCAAAAUUUCCUUCUUAUCAGGGCAGUUAAUGAGGGGGAGGGGGAACAUUACCAGUAUGCAUUCUGAAGGCUUGUAGGAACAUUGUGUUUUGAUAAUCACAUGUUACUUUUUUAUACUCUCACAAUCAAUGGCACAGAUUUGCGAGGUGUUUGCUGGAAGUCAGGAGAAAUUUUGCCUUAACCAAUGUAUCCAUUAGUACUGACUUUGUUUCCUUUCAGAAAUGCUUAGAUCAGUUACCAUUUACAUAAUUCUUAAAUUUCCAAAUGCGGGGUUUCUAUUUCUAAUUUUUUCAAAUCUUAUAAAACACAAAUCAUAUGCGAUUCCUCAUUCACAUAUAAAGGUGUAUGAUAUUUGAUUUUGUGGUUUCAUGUUUGUUCUGUAAAAUAAACAGUAGCUAGCUUUGAUUUUUAAAUGGUUUUGCAUUUUAUAGUCUUGCCUAUGUAAGACUAUGUAAGUUUAUCCUAUGUAAGAUAGGAUAAACUUAAAUAGAAGACACAAUCCUGGAGACAUUCUAAUCUGAACUGUGAUUAAAUAACAACUGUAUUUUCCUGUAUCUAUGCAUGGAUUAUAUGCUUAAAACUGAGUCCAAAAUGCCGGCUUAAUGAUCUGGAUUUUAUAUUCAUGUAGUGAAGAUGGGGAAAUCUCUCCUGGAGUCCCUUUUCUCUUUCUGCCCGUGUCCUUUUUUAAUAAUAAUAGCAGAUAUUUCUUCUGCUAUUCUCUUUUUUAACACACAUUUGUUCGAACUUGUCUGUUUGAAGAUUAUUACUUCUAAUGGUUUUGAAUAUUAUUACUUCUAAUGGUUUUUCAUCCCAGCUGGUGUGGUUUACCAACUAGAAACUUCCUGUUCAACUUGGAUUAAUGAUGCUAAAGAUCAUGAUAUUUCAACAAUAUUAUUGAAACAGAAGGAAACAUAUGUGAAAGCAGUAGUGAAAUGCCAAGAGGCUGUGAUUGGAAUCCCAGCCUUAUUGCACUGGCUGUUGUACAAAAGCAAAUUGGUGCAUUUUCUAUCCAAAAGAAGUUCAGUCCUGUUCUGAGACCCUUCACAGUCCUAAAGACCUCAGCUCACAGCCAAUGAUUCUUCUGGACAACAUUUUGUCAUGUGUAUGUGUGCCGAUGUAUUAGUGGAAAGAAAACAAAGAUUGAAGAGAUGUCUCAUUUCCUCAUUCUCUGUCAUACUUUGUAGGUACAUCUCUACAGCUAAAAACUGGCAGGGAGAGAACGCAGCUUCUGGAGCCUUGCUUAUUCUGAAUUCAUUUACUCAUUCUCAGCUAAAUACCACUUAAUAGCCAGCAUUAGGUGUAGCUACUUCUGUGUAAUGCUGUUUCUGUUCUACUCUAAGACAUGUAAGAUUUUUGGAGAAAUAUGAUAUUUAAGCUGCAUGUUUUACUGUCUUUCCAAUUACACUUCAAUGGGAUUGGAGCAAAUCUCCUAUGAGAAAGAGCAAACAUGAAAGCAGUGGCAUUUAUAGCACAGAACAUCAUUUAAGUUCCAUUUAGUUAGCUUAAGAUGAACAUUUAUACUCUAUAUAUGAUGUAUAUAGUAAUGACAAUUUGACAAUUUUUCAAUUUUUGAAUGGAAAGCAGAGAAAACAACUUGAUUACUUUAAACAAUAUCUAAUUAACGUAAGAUGAAAUGGACUUGUGAUCAUUUCAAUUUCCUUUUAUUUUUUUUUUUUCUCCAUCUUUCACAUGGUUUCUGUUAGACUGAAUACAGGAGCGCAAAGUUUUUAAAAUCAUAAUUUCUUUGGUCAUAUAAAUCUUCAAGAAACAUUGGGGAGAGUAGUUCUCAAGAGAAUGUGGAAAGAGAAAUAUCUUGUUAUUUCAGUCUAACCAGGACUGAGCUGGAUUGCAGUAAUUUAAUUGAACAUUAUUUGGUGAUCUGGCAACAUGUCCUCCUUUCCUGCUGCUAAGCUAUCGUAUUCCUGACAAGUGACUAAAUGCUUAGAAAAGUUUCCAAGACUGGGCUUGGUAAACUGUUCAUGUUGCUCUAUAUACAUGAAUAAAAUCAAUGCAUCUUAUUGAUUGUCAUAUCACCAUUUCUUUCAGUCAUUCUUUGCUACAGGCUGUUAUUUCUUAUGGAAGCAGUCUUCUCUUCUAAGCACCCUUGUUGCUUUUGUGUUCUCCUACUUUGUGUCCUGAGUAGAUCCAGCUACUAAAAAAAAGCUAAAACAAACAAACAAAAACAAAAACAAAAACAAAAAAAAAUCUUGAUUGAAAAGGUUAAAGAGAAAGGAUGGAUAGAGAAGCAAAAGAGACUUUUUAGGUGAUCCUUACUAGCUCAUUUCCAUAACUCUCUGAUUCUGCUGAGCUUUCUUACAUUUUGUCCUGGUGCUUCAGGGAGAUGAAUGAAAAAUAAAGAUGAUGUAUCUUGAAAAUAUAGCAUGAAAAUGCCAGGUGCUUUUUGUUGCUCUUUCAGUACACUCUGAACCUAUCUACAGAAAUGUAAAUCUUGUUCCCUCUGUUUGUUAGCAUAGAACAUUUCUACAAAGAAUUUUGGUUUUGGCAUUAAAAAAACCCUUUGUCUGAAUUGGAAGCUUUGUGAUUUUGCUCUUUAUAUGAGGAUUCUGAGUAGAAAUUUUACAUCAAACAGGAUAAAUUAUCACAUUUUAUUUUAUUUUACUUUUUUAAAAUUAUUUUUCUAGAUACUUAUAACGAUGCUUUUCAAAAAUGAAUUGUUCAACUUUAGGGACACAUCUUGUAGAACCUGCAUGGACUCACCCAUUCAUUUCUGUGGUAGUAACUGAAGAAUGACUUGAUGGUAAUUGUUGAUAGCGUGUAAAAGUUUGCCUUGCCUCUUUGCAUCCUGCUGCAUUUCUUGCGCUUUGUUUCUGUUUCCUCUUUUUUGCAGAAGAGUUCUGACUUCAGAGAGAAGAUGGUGAAUCUGCACAGUGUAACUUCCUGCUUGGGAGCAGAGAUUGCCAAAGGAACAACGCUGACUCCACACAAAACUCAGUGCUGCUUUUCUGAGCGUAGUGCCUCUCUGCUGUCUUCUGAUCUUCUUUCUCAAUUUUUUGGCUGUGACAGGCUCUUUUCAGACAACCAUGGUGGUGAAACUGACCUCAGUAUCUUUUUUCAGCUUCUCUCAGCAGAUAAUUGACAACAAUCCUCCUAACAAUUCUCCUGUUGGUUCUUGCUUUUUGGUCCCUUUUUCUUGCCCACUAGUCCCAUUGUUUUCUCAGCAUUGUAAUUCUUGAUCUCCCAAUGUUAUUCAUUUGCAUCUGAAUCAGAGCAACAGAAACAGGGUCCCAGCUCUUCAUGUAGGUAUCCAGGGUUUCCUUUGCCUACAAUAGCAGCAAUUUUUCAGGGUAAGUCUUAUUUUAGCUUCCAUAGCACUGAUGGACCUUAAGGGGUACUUUCUGUAAAUAGAACGUCAGGGAACUUAUCCCAAACCAGCCUUUCCUGAAGAUACGGAGGUGGAGAUUUUUCAAAGGCCAUAUUCAAGAGUUUGAGAAUUCAAAAAGUGUUGUAAACGCACCACAGGUGUGUUACUGCUUCCUCAACCUCUAUGUAUUUCUAAUGAUUUUGCCUACUAUAAAGCAGAGGGUUUUUCUCAAAGUAGAAAGCAGAAUUUUGUCAGAAUGUCUGAACAGAGUGUACUUUAGGAUGUGGAAACUUUCACAGACCAGAUGGAUGAAAAAUGUGGCAGUAUCCCUUAUCAGUUUAGUUUCCCUCUUUUCUGAUAAUUGAAAAUCUAUCAUUUUCUGGUGGCAGGUUAUAUUUUUCCCUUACUUGUGUCAUUUCUUUUCAGAAUUUCAUCAGUUGUUGCUGUCAGUUUGGGUGCACUGCUUCUGUAUGUUCUAGUAGAGAACAAAAGAAGGGAUAGGUGCCUCCUGAGGAAAACAGAUUCUUCUUCUGCAGCUUUUCUCUUCUUAUGGAAAUGCUGAAAUGCAGUUUUUUUUUUUCUCUAAUUCUAGGAUCAUGGUUACCUGAUUUGCCUGGUUUUUCCAGCCGUUUUUCAUGGUACCGUAUUACAUUCUGUUUACUGGAUCAGACCAAUCUUAUUCUUCUUUUUUACUUUCUUUAUUUUUAUUAGAGAGAUAUUCGUGUCAACUUCACUCUGAAAAUAAUGAUUCUGAGUUGUAAGGCACGUGUCCAAACAUCUUCACUAAAAUGUGGCCUCUUAGAACUAACAUAUCCACAGAAAACUCUUGCGUUCAGUACUGAAAAUAGCUUAAAAAGUAAAGCUUAUUCAUUGAGGUAUUAUUUCAAAAUUACAUAUGUGACGUGAUUUGGUUCCUCAUUUGCAGACCAGAACUUCCCUGUAUCAGUUGAGUCUUAAAACCUAGAAGGACUUGUUAACCUGGAUCAAUGCAGAAGGGUUUUCUUGCAAGACACAAUUUGUUCUUCAGCAGGAGUUAGAGCUGCAGAGGAGAAAGGGGCAAAACAUCUGGCAAUGGCUGUUUACCUUCUUGUGAUUUUUCUCUUUUCCUUUUGUACGCGUCUUCAAGCUUCUGAUAGUGGAAUAUUUUUAAUUUAUAAUGAAGAUAGCAAGCUCUGUGCCCAAGCUCAAAACAGCAGCUCAGUCAUAACUGCCAUGUGCAAUGUGAAAAAUGAGUUGCAGAGGUUCAGAUGGAUCUCGGCCACACAGCUGCUGAGCAUGGGGAUGAAGCUGUGCUUAGGAGUGCUCACCAAGGAUGAUGAGGCUGCCAUCACAUUGGAAACCUGCAACAGGACGAAUGAGCUUCAGAGGUGGGAAUGUAAAGGUGAAGCACUUUCAAUCCAAGGCAAGGAUUUGUUUCUCAACUAUGGAAAAGGGAAGGGAAAGAAAAUCAGGUUGUCCAAAGAAUCAGGCAAAGGGAGCCGAUGGAGAAUCCAUGGAACUGCAGGCAGCAUAUGCUCCAGGCCCUAUGAGGAUAUGUAUACAAUAGGAGGAAAUAAUUUUGGUGCACCUUGUGUGUUCCCUUUCAAGUUCAAUGGUAAAUGGUUUGCUGACUGCAUCCGUCAGACUGAUGCAAGCUCUCUCUGGUGUGCAACUACUUCAGAUUUUGAUAAAGACCAACGUUUUGGAAAUUGUCCAUCAAAAGACACUCUCCACAAAGACUUUUGGAAAACAAAUCCUUUGACUGAAACUCAUUAUCAGAUAAACGCAAACUCACUUUUGACAUGGCAUCAAGCAAGAAGAAGCUGCCAGCAGCAGAAUGCAGAAUUGUUAAGUGUCACAAACCCUCAUGAAGAAAUGUUUUUGUUAGGACUCACUAGUGAUCUGGGGUUCAAUGCCAAGCUCUGGACUGGUCUUGUCAGACGACUCGAUAGCAGCUGGGAAUGGACUGAGGGUAGUCCUCUCAGAUAUCUGAAUUGGGCUCCAGGAAAUCCCUCUGUGGAGCUUAUAAAAAUGUGUGGAAUCUUCCAAGGCAGGAAUGGCAAAUGGGAAAAUGUGGCAUGUAAUCAAAAGCUGGGAUAUAUCUGCCAAAAGAGAAACUCUUCCAUUGUGGAUGACUCCUUCAUUGUUCCCUCAGGAGACAUGAAGCCUAUUAAGUGCCCCAGGGAAUGGGUAGCCUAUGCAGGGCAUUGCUAUAGAAUUUACAGAACACCCAAAAUAUGGAAACAAGCCCAAUCAUCAUGUAGAAAAGAAGAUGGAGACCUGACAAGUAUUCAUAAUGUUGAGGAGUACAGUUUUAUAGUGUCUCAACUUGGGUAUAAGCCAGAUGAUGAGUUGUGGAUUGGUUUAAGUGAUUUCAGGUUUCAGAUGUAUUUUGAAUGGAGUGAUGGGACACCUGUGACAUACACCAAGUGGCAUCAAAGACAGCCAACCCACACACCUAAUAAGGCAGACUGCAUUGUUAUGAAUGGAGAGGCUGGGUUCUGGACUGACAGUGCUUGUGAAACAAAACUUGGUUACAUCUGUAAAAGAAAACCCUUGGCAGAGGAAUCAGGGGAAGCUGAAGUUACUUACCCGGGUUGCCAGAAAGGCUGGAUGAAGCAUGGCUUUUACUGCUACUCUAUAGGGCAGCUACCAGCAACAUUUUCAGAAGCAAAACUUAUCUGUGAAGAAAACAAAGCUCACCUGGCUACUGUGACAGACAGAUAUGAACAGGCUUUUUUAACUUCUAUAAUUGGAUUCAAGCCAGUGGAAUAUUUCUGGAUUGGACUCUCAGACGUGGAGGAGCAGGGGACGUUCAAGUGGACUGGUGGGGACCCAGUCAUCUUCACUCACUGGAACAUGGGAAUGCCAGGAAGGGAGCCAGGCUGCGUGGCCAUGAGAACGGGAACUUCAGCUGGAUUAUGGGAUAUUCUCAAUUGUGAAGAAAAAAACCUGUUUCUGUGCAAGCAGCUGGUGGAGGGAGCGACCCCACCACCCCCUCUGACGACUCCUCCACUCCCAUCCUGCCCAGACGAAUGGCAAUCCGUUCCUCAGAGCAGCUUCUGUUUCAAAAUUUUUCAGAGAGGAAGGGAGAAAAUGCAAACAUGGUUUGGUGCAAGAGAUUUUUGCAGAGCUAUUGGAGGAGAUCUGGCAUGUGUCCACAGUGAAGAAGAGCAAAAACUAAUAUCUAGUUUAAAUAAAGACUAUCGUCACUUAUCUUACUGGAUGGGUUUAAAUGCCUUGGACUCUGAUGGAGGAUUUACGUGGUGUGAUGGUUCACCAGUAAAUUUUCAAAAAUGGGCAAAUGGAGAACCAAACAAUUAUGAUGGAAACGAAAAAUGUGGAGUGUUUUAUGGCUAUAAUGAUAUGAAAUGGAAUGAUAUAUUUUGUGAACAUAUGCAAGACUAUGUUUGUCAAAUAAAAAAAGGAGCAUCACUGAAACCAGAACCUACAUCCACAUUUGAUUAUGAGUAUAUUGUUAGUGAAGAUGACUGGAUAAUAUAUAAUCAUAAGGAAUAUUACUUUAGCAAGGAAGCGAUGCCUAUGGAAAAAGCAAGAGACUACUGCAAGAAAAAUGGUGGUGAUCUUGCUGUUAUCGAGAGUGAAAGUGAAAGAACGUUUCUUUGGAAAUAUACUUUUUAUAAAGAUCAAGGAAAUAAUUUCUUUAUUGGCUUAACUGUGAGCCUUGACAAGACGUUCCGGUGGGUGGAUGGAACUACUGUAAACUAUGUUGCCUGGGCCCCAAAUGAACCCAACUUUGCAAAUAAUGAUGAAAAUUGUGUGGUCAUGUAUACCCAAACAGGUACAUGGAAUGACCUCAACUGUGGCAGUGUUGAGCUUUUCAUCUGUGAAAGGCUUAACAGUACUGUUCGUCCAAGUACUGCUCCCACAGUACCACCACCCAAUGGUGGGUGUCCAGAAGGCUGGCUCCUCUUUGAUAAUAAGUGUUUCAAAGCAUUUGGCCUUGAUGAAAAUUAUACACUGACAUGGCACGCUGCACGGAACAACUGUAUUACUGUUGGAGGAAACCUGGCUACGAUCUCAAAAAAGGAAAAUCAAGCUUUCCUCAUGUCUCUCUUAAAAAAUACUGCAACUGAUGCCUGGAUUGGACUGAAUGACAUAAAUCAUGAGCAUACAUACUUAUGGACAGAUGGAAGUCCAGUUUACUACACAAAUUGGGCAAAAGGUUCCCGAAGUUACUAUAGUAAGGAUGACUGUGUCUAUAUGAAGAAGAACCCUAUUGAACAAGCAGGGAAAUGGAAGGAUGAAGAUUGUAAAGCAAGCAAAAGUUACAUAUGCCAGAAAAAUGCUGACCCUAAAUUGCAAAGUUCCCAAGCCGUGGUUCCAGUGUUUGGCUUUAACAACUAUGGCGAUGACCGCUAUGCGGUCAUCAACUAUAAAAUGAACUGGGAAGAAGCACAGAAGAAUUGCAAAGACCAGUAUGCAGAUCUUGCCAGCAUUUUAGAUCCUUAUGUUGAAGCUUACCUUUGGUUACAAAUACUAAAGCAUGGAGAGCCCGUAUGGAUUGGUCUUAACAGCAACAUGACUCGUGGCGUUUACAUGUGGUCGGAUAGAAGGAGGAGCAGAUAUCAUAACUGGGCCAGUGGAGAACCAAAUAAGAAUGCAGCCUGUGCCUAUUUAGAUUUAGAUGGUUUUUGGAAGACAACAUCUUGCAAUGAAACAUUUUUAUCUCUCUGUAAACAAUCUGAUGAGUUAAUUCCUACCGAAUCGCCACAGCUUCCUGGAAAGUGUCCUGAACCAAAGCACGGUAGAUCUUGGAUUCCCUUUCGUGGCCAUUGCUACUAUGUUCACACCACUUCUGAAGUAAGCUGGCCAGAUGCUUCCAUGAUGUGUAUUCAAAUGGGUGCUUCUCUGGUUUCCAUAGAAGAUCCAGCUGAAAUGAACUUCCUCUUACUUUACUUGUCUCCACUUGCAAGUGAUUUCAGAAAAUUUUGGAUAGGAUUGUUCAAAAAUAUUGAAGGGGAAUGGAUGUGGACAGACAGAAGUGUGGUAGAAUUUGUCAACUGGGAGAAAGGAGAGCCUACAAUGAUUUAUGAUGAACACUGUGUGGACAUGGAUGUCUCAAGUGGAUCCUGGAGGAACUAUUACUGCUCUGUUGACCGCAAUUUCAUUUGUAAAAUUCCAAAGAUUAUUGAAGUUGAACCAACCCAUGAUUCAUCUGUCAAUCAAGCAUCAAAAAGAGAAGCUGCUGUUUCAUCCUCACAUAGUCGAGGUGUGAUGAUUGUUACGCUAAUCUUCCUUCUUCUAGCAGGCACUGGCCUUAUAGUAUAUUUUUUCUACAAGAAGAGACAUGAACAGACAACUGUUACAGCUAGUUUUGGCAAUGCCAUAUACUGUGGUAGUCCUGAUCCUGGAACUCAUGAAUCAAAAUGUCUUGUGACCAGUAUUGAAGAAAAUGAAUAGGCAAUGGGUAAAUAGGGUAAACUUGGGCCUGAUUGGAAAGGAACUAAGUACUGGAAUACCAAAAUUCUGAACUUAAACUGAUUUUCUCCUAUGGGAAUUCUUGUUCGUUUUGCACAGGAUACUUCUUGCUUAUACUAGCAGGAACAAGCAAUCUUGCAACAUUCUAAAUCUGCUCACAAACAGUAGUUCUUGGGAGGACUGUUGAACAUACAUAAAACCUGGAGCUACACUGUGUAAAGGAACACUCAGGAUGUUUCAGUUGAUGCACGGGUCCUGCAUCACCCUUAGAUACCAGGAUAACUGUACUCAUCACAGGAAACAGUCAGAAACUGAUGAACUCAUGACACUAAGAGUACGCUGUGACUGUAGAAGGCCAUGAGUACACACAGGAACCAGCAGUGGAUUGUAAAACCUGGACCACACCCAAGACAGCAGUGAAUGGUACCUGAUCAUGGAGUGGCACCUGAUAAUGAAGACUGUGAUCCUCUAAAGGAUGUUCCAGGCACUUUCUGAGAAGCCCCAGUAUGGCCUCUGCAUCUGAGACUAUGGUUGGGAUUAGUUGCCAAAUAUAACUUCAACCAUGCAGCUGUGAGGGACCAUCUGUGAUUGAAUUGCUGAAAUGAAGGGGUCACCAGUAAUCUGCUAUUCGUAACUUCUUGGUGAAAAAUAAAUCAAACUUGUUCUAAGAUGCUGGUUACGAUCUGCAUUUCCUCCCAGAUUGAUUCUGUGUCAGUGAAAAUGAACUUUACAAGAAACUUUGGUUUAUAAAGUCAGUUACAAUAGAUAAAGAACUGUGAAAUGAACUGAUGCUUUCAGGCCAGAUUCCAGUGGGCAAGAGCCAGAAUUUCUGUGGUCAACAGGAAAGGUUUGAACUGCUCCAUAAACAUGAAGUUGUGAUGUCACUGAAUCUGGACACAGGAAAAGCUAAAGUUCCUACUGUCUCUCCUUUGUUGUGUCCUUAUCUGACAUAUCCAGCUUUCUCUUGUGGAGAAGCCUCUGGGGUAAUGGAAGAGAAAAAUCUCCCAUAGAGAGGUAUAGAGAAAACUGCUUGCAAUCUAAGAACUCAUAGAGAGAAAGCUUAAAGGCAAUCAGUUUCUCUGCAGAUACCAUGGACAGUGGAGAGAUUUGUUUGUAGGCAACCUGGUAGAGAAUGAAGAAAACCCUUUAGUGUCCUGUUACAUGCUUGAUUUGAGGAAAAAGUUUCAGUAAAUCCACCUGCUGGAUCUGGCCAGUUUGGAUCUACCUGCUGGGUGUGGAGAGAGCAUGACAAACAAGGAGGAAAGAGGGUAUAUUGAGCAUGUGAUUCCUGUGAUCAGUGGGGAGAAAAAGGGAGAGGAAUCAGCCACAAAGAGGCAAGUGGAAUAAUAAUGAGGAUUGAUUGCACAUUCCCCAACCUCCCAAAGAUAUCUCCUGCACCCCAUCUUGCAAGAAAAUUGUUUUUUAUUACCAGACAGUGGGAACAGCUGCCUUUUCUCCUAGCGAUACUACAAUAUGUGAUGGGGAUGGCUGUUAGCUUCCUGUCUGAAAACAAGCGUAUAAUGUGUAUGUGUACUGUGACUUAAUGUUGCACUUAAAAACAAGCAACAUUUAGGAUCUAUUCAGAGUGAAAUCUGUUUACAACAAAUUUUUAAUAGGAAAUGGGAAAACAGAAAUAUGCAAUCUCCAUACAUUGCAAAAAUAACAAAUGUCUGGGAAAGAAGAGACUGACUUGCUUCUGGCUGAUUAUUUCCCUACAUUUAAAUUGCAUAACAUUAAAGCUGUUCAUUCUUGUUGGAUUAAAACUAAAAUAGAAUUGAUUGUGCCACUAAAAGCUGUCUGCAUUAUAAUUACUUUACUGAAGAUGUGAAAUUUAAUUAGAAAAAAAUGUAGCAGAGUAGAAAAGUAGGAAAGGGGAUUUAAAUAAAGGAAGCUAGAAAUAAGAUAAAAAGGAAGGACUUCUUUGCAUGAAAGCUAUUUUUAUUCAGCUAAAGAGUCACAGAAGACAAGAAUAUUCUAUGAAUUGUUUUCCUUUAUUUUCCAUUGCUUUUUGUGCGCUUUCAUACAUUGACUAGAAUUACAAUGAAUACUUGAAUUAUUUCAGUUCCAAAAGCUUAAUGUUUAAUCCCAGACAUGUUAAUUAUUCAUAUGCUGCUUUUAAUUGCUACCACAAGCAAUGAAAGUGUUAUAUAAAGUCAAUUUUGAAAAUA